Wallemia mellicola CBS 633.66 is the source of this 510-nucleotide messenger RNA. RefSeq lists its product as hypothetical. The record is from RefSeq and is a predicted model, not a curated record. NCBI's taxonomy places the organism in Eukaryota, Fungi, Basidiomycota, Wallemiomycetes, Wallemiales, Wallemiaceae. The transcript has a single exon. Bases 115 to 510 code for a protein of 131 amino acids.
ACUCUAUUAAAGCUCUUACGCGUGGAUAAAAGAUUGCAUUUUGUUGUUUUACCACGCGUAUAUAAUAAUAUAUUACUAAAUAACGCGUCAUCCAUCUUUAGUAUACCCACUACAAUGUCAUUAUACACCCUUAAAUCACAAUCUGUGGAUGUUAACACUGCGCUCAAUGAACAGUCUCAUAUAGAAGCUUUAUCUGAUAUUAUAAAUAAUCAAAAAGAUAAUUUGAUACAUCUAUCUAUCACGAUUAUCAAAACCGAUAAUAACAAUCUAAAUUAUCUUUAUGAAUCAAUUAGUAGACUGAAUAAAUUACGAUCUAUUUCAAUAUUCUAUGAAGAAGAUGAAGAAAUUGAACAAAAUAAUUCUGAUCGUCUUGCGAAACUUAUAACUGUCUUACCAAAAACUACAAAGAUCGUUUACUUAUUUAGCGGGUGGUAUACAGCAUGGAAUGAAUUACUUUCUGCGGAAUUUGAACAUUUACGAAUAAGGAUAUGGAAUGAAGAAGACAAGUGA